AAUCAAAAUAAAGAGUUUAAAAUAAAUGAAGGAAGGUCGUGUUUUAACGAACAUUUUCUAACGCGAACGCCAUAUCUGUCCAUCUUUUUAAUCUAUCAGCUUCUGUUGACGUCAAAAUAAGUUCAAAAAAGAUCAGUUUGAAACGAUAUAUAUAAAAAUCUUGAGUGCCGAUAUAAAAAACAGGAUUUACAAUGUCAGAAACAAAAGCAGAAAUAUCCCAUCCAAGAUCCUUUGAAAAUAGCUACAUAGGAGAUACCGCCUAUGGAGGUUUCAUUAGAUAUGAAGAAUCUUUAUUGAUCCCACCCAUUCCUAAUGAAUAUAAGAUUUCCUAUGCCCCCACAAUGGAAUCACAAAUUCGCAAACUCAGAUUAUCCAUGGAGGCCUACAGAGAAUUAAUGCUUCAUGGUAACAGUAUCUUAUUAUGGGAGAAGCAAUGGCAUUCCUCAGCAAUUAUAGGAGGAUGCACUGUGAUAUUUAUGUUGAUAUGGCUAAGUGACCCAAAUAUUUUAACAAUUUUAUCUCUACUGGGAAUGCUGAUAACACUUGCAGAUUACACUUUACCAAUGAUAAUUUCAUCCAUUUUCAAAGAGGAUACUUGGAAUAAUGGAAAACAAAAGCAAUAUGAAGACAUCUGUACAAAUAUCAUACUGUACAAGACUAAAUUUGAGUUAUUGCUUGAUUCCUACUAUCGAAUGAGAGUUACCAACCCAAAAAUGUAUUUUGGCCUGACAAUUAUUGGAUUAGGAUUCCUUGCUUGGAUUGGAGGAACUGUAAAUAACCUGUUUUUGACAUAUGUCUUUGUUCUCCUCCUUUUAUUGCUACCUGGUAUGGCAUACAAUGGAUUCUUGAACAAAGGAUUAGAAACCUUAUCAAAAAUAUUUACUGAUUUGGUAGAAAAUGCCAAAUCUAAGGUUGUACAGAAAAAAACUGAGUGAGAUUGUUAUAGUUAUCAGUUGGUUAUGUAAUUUUGAACUAUUAUGUACAUGUUCGCUCAAACAUUAUUAUAUUUAGGUAUUUUUUGAAAUCGAAGAAAUUUUCGGUGUGAUAUAUAGACUGAUGUUACUCACCUAAUUUUAUUCGUUACGAGUAAUUAGUUUUAUAUUCAAUGAAUAAAUUAUCUUUUUAUA
Messenger RNA from Leptinotarsa decemlineata (Colorado potato beetle), 1127 nucleotides. RefSeq names its product ADP-ribosylation factor-like 6 interacting protein 1 (gene Arl6IP1). Gene Ontology annotation, cellular component: membrane. The record is from RefSeq and is a predicted model, not a curated record. NCBI's taxonomy places the organism in Eukaryota, Metazoa, Arthropoda, Insecta, Coleoptera, Chrysomelidae.